AAGGAAGGUUUAUGUAGCCUAGUUGCGUGUCUUUAGGCAGAAACAUUUCGAUGCAGCAACUAAAACUAAGUAGCCUAUUAUCUUUGUGUAGCUGAUGGCACGCUAAGCACCUUUUGAUUUAAUGGUUGAAUGUAGGGUUAUGUUAAUGUCGUAGAUCAGCGCGAGAAAAAAAAAACUUGUCAGCUGGUUUAAAUUUUCAGUCAGGAAGCGAGAGAUGCAAUGCGGAAGAUAAUAAACAUUUCUCCAUUGUACAGUUGUGUGAGUGAGUGCGCGUGUCAAACCGCGUAGAAGCGCGAGCCACGCCGCGACCAGAGAGGGGUUCCCCUUUCCAACAGAGCAGGGAGGCUGACAGAGGCUCCUUAACGUGUGAAAACUCGGACAACUAACAACCAGAAAGUACCGCCGUGGAUCGACUGAACACCUAAAGUCAAACUGCUUUUCUGAAAGUGAAAUGACCAGAUUUGAAGGUUAAAGUGCAUCUGUUUUGCGCCUCUCGUCGUGCGCUCUCACGACGGAUUUAGGUCUCCGAUGCCCAAAGAGUGCAGGAGAAAGACCUCCAAGGACUUCGGGCUUUCUGGAAUAAACGAGGGGUCGCGUUCAGAGCGGAGAACAGCCGCGAAGUCGUCGCAGAUUUGCGAUGGUCUCAUUCAGAAAGCCGCUCAAAUCGCCCCGUCGUCCGCCGCCGGAGCGCCGACUGUGAUGGAUGCGCGCCGGGUACCGCAGGUAACCAUCACCCCGGAGGGAGGCGGCUCCUCCCGGGAAAUGCAGCAGGAGGAUUGGGAUGAUGUGGUGGACGGAUCCCUGCGCAGGAAGCUGUCCAACUCAUCUAUCUCCUCUGGAGGGUCCUCCGCUGUGGAGUCCGAGGAUGACCUACUCAGUGACAACGAGACCAAAAGCAAAGGCAUCAUCACGUUAGAGCACCUUGGGGACACCGGAGAAAGCAAGCCGUGGUGGAAGUUAAAGACGAUCGUCCACUGGCCCUUUAGUGCUACCCAGAGGAGAAAACUGAGCUGGGUUCAGCUAGCCGGGCAUAAAGGUAACUUCAAAGCAGCAGACGAGGGCACCAUCCUGAAGAAGUUCUCGGAAAACGAGAUGCAGUGUUUUGAGAAGCUGAGGGAUGACGCACUCCUACCGUUUGUGCCCGGUUACCACGGCACUGUGGAAAAAGAUGGAGAGACUUUCCUUCAUAUGACUGACCUGCUGGCGAACUUUGACCAUCCCAAUGUCAUGGACUGCAAGAUGGGAGUGAGGUAAGGAA
This is a messenger RNA of Micropterus salmoides (largemouth bass), 1258 nucleotides long. RefSeq names its product inositol-trisphosphate 3-kinase A-like. Gene Ontology annotation, biological process: inositol phosphate biosynthetic process. Gene Ontology annotation, cellular component: cytoplasm; nucleus. The coding region runs from base 529 to 1254 and encodes 241 amino acids. The record is from RefSeq and is a predicted model, not a curated record. NCBI's taxonomy places the organism in Eukaryota, Metazoa, Chordata, Actinopteri, Centrarchiformes, Centrarchidae. The transcript is spliced from 3 exons. Gene Ontology annotation, molecular function: inositol-1,4,5-trisphosphate 3-kinase activity; inositol tetrakisphosphate kinase activity.